Molecule: messenger RNA, 1236 nt
Organism: Trematomus bernacchii (emerald rockcod)
Lineage: Eukaryota; Metazoa; Chordata; Actinopteri; Perciformes; Nototheniidae
Exons: 11
Coding region: 1-1059 (352 amino acids)
Molecular function (GO): guanyl-nucleotide exchange factor activity
Source: RefSeq, a predicted model, not a curated record
AUGCAUUUUUGUAAAAACAAAAAUGUGUUGCAUGUUGGAUGUUCAGUUGUUCUGCUGAUCCUGCCUUCUGUCUAUAAGCAGAUCUUGGCUCUGGCAGAUAUUUCCUGCAGCUCUCUGGCAGCCGGACGCUUCCUCAGCAGAGCGGCUGCUGGCAGAGCAACAUCUGAACAGGUCAUGAAGCCUCAGGAGGCCGAGCUCGUCUCUGAGAUCUCAAAGCUGCAGGGCAUGGUGUCGGAGCUGAAGUCGGGCUUCAGCGGCGCCCUGAUGGAGCUCAGUCAGAUCCAGCAUGGAGACAGCGACCUGAGGGAGGAGCUGCAGGAGAACCGGAGGAGCUGCAGGAAGAAGGCUCUGCGUGUGGAGGCGCUGGUGGAGGCUCUGAGGGAGGAGCUGGGGGUGAUGAGCGGUCAGAUCCUCCAGCUCUACAGACAGAAACCUCUGCAGGAAGACAAGAGCGCCACAGCCAAGAGCGGUGAUGUGUGUGAGCGCAGGACGCAGUGUGUGUGUGCUGCGUCGUGUGUGUCCCGGGGGAAGCUGCUGCUGCACUGCUUCCUGCAGGGACUCAAAGCCGGACUGAAUGAGGGCACUGACGCUCGUCAUCAGGUGGCGAUGCAGCUGCUCCACUCAGAGUGGGAAUACGUGUCGACGUUAAACCAGCUGCACGACAAAUACAGGAAGCCCCCGGACCACCUUAUGACUCUGGAGCCAUAUCAGACGUUUGUGAGUUUUGUGGAGCAGCUGCUGCAGAGACACCUGCUCUUCAGGAACACCCUGCAGGAGAGACUGUCUGCAGAACACUGGAAGUCUCUGAUCGGAGACAUCGUGGUGCAGCUCAUCGGACAGAACGACACGGCGUUCUCAGAGAUGUACCUCGGAUACACAACCACGCUCGCCUCCUUCCUCUCGCUGGAGUUCAACAGGAUCAACGUCUCUGAGAAGAAGCAGAGCGGUCAGGAGGAGAUGAAGCUCCUCUCUCUGCUGCUCGCUCCCCGUCUCCAGAAUCCACGCCUACCUGAGCCACAUCCAGAGCCUGCUGCAGUGGACGAGGCCGGAGCACCCUGACUGCAGUCUGCUGCUGGGAGCAGAGCGCGCGCUGAGAAGCGUUCUGACUCGCUGCCAUCAGAUCCUGCAGGAGGACGUCCAAUGGGAGGAGGCCGGGGGUCAGAGUGAUGCAGAGUCCGCAGGAUGCUCUGAAGGCUGCAGGAGACAACAGACUGCAGACAGCAGCUCAGUGAGGAG